Naegleria lovaniensis is the source of this 630-nucleotide messenger RNA. RefSeq lists its product as uncharacterized. The transcript is spliced from 4 exons. Lineage: Eukaryota; Heterolobosea; Eutetramitea; Acrasida; Naegleriidae. The coding region runs from base 1 to 630 and encodes 209 amino acids. Gene Ontology annotation, biological process: small GTPase-mediated signal transduction. The record is from RefSeq and is a predicted model, not a curated record. Gene Ontology annotation, molecular function: GTPase activity; GTP binding.
AUGUCGAAUUCCAACCGAAUUUCUAAGAAUGCCAUGACCCACAUUAAAUGUGUCGUUGUCGGUGAUGGUGCUGUUGGAAAGACAUGUCUUUUGUAUGUCUAUGCAAAAGGAAAAUUCUCUGAAGAACAUAUACCUACAGUAUUUGACAAUUAUUCUGUGAAUUUGAAUGUAGAUGGUCAAAAGACAAGUUUAGGUCUAUGGGACACUGCUGGUCAAGAAGAUUUUGAUCGAAUUCGACCUCUUUCAUAUCCAGGUACUUCUGUAUUCAUUGUAUGCUUUUCUCUAGUUUCACCAGCAAGCUAUGAAAACGUUCGACUUAAAUGGUUCCCAGAGGUUUCUAGACAUUGUAAAGCAGCUCCAAUCAUUCUUGUAGGAACUCAAAGUGAUUUACGGGAAGAUGAGACUACGGUGGAAAAAUUGAAAAACAAAGGUAAACGACCAAUCACAACAGAAAUGGGUGAAAAACUGCAAGAAGAAAUUAAGGCUGUGAAAUAUGUCGAAUGUUCUGCCAAAACUCAGGAAAAUGUUAAAAAAGUAUUUGAUGAAGCCAUUCGAGCUUAUUUAACCAAGGCAAAAGAAGCAUCCUCUCCCUCACAGAGAAAUACAUCCAAACCAUGUACCUUGUUGUAA